GAAUGGGAUAUUCGCUUUAAGAAAACGCUUGGAAAAUGGAUGGAUAAACCUACGAAUGGAAGAGACUUCUGCUCUAUGGAAUCUCCGAGAAACCAACAAAUGCGUGCCCGUCUGCUAGCUACAAUGAUAAACGGCAAUACUGAAGAAUGGGAUCUUCUCAUGCUCUUCUAUGCUAUCCUUUACUCAGAGAGUCUUGGACGCGGAAUUAGUGCAGAAGUCCGUUCAGCAGUGGAUGAUCUCAGAAAUCUUCGCAACGAACUUGCUCACUCUGCCCAGGCCCGGGUCUCAGAUUCAGACUUCUUUUCUCUCUUCAACAGAGUUAUUCGUGCUUUUCAGUCACUCGGUCUCUCUCCUCUUCCGCUAAGAGGCGUGGUAGAAGAGGACCUUGCAGGUAAAAGUUGUUUGAGCUUUCAUAGAGCCCUUUCACUCCGGCAGUCAAUAUGGAGAGGAGGGGGAAUGUGUUGUUCUAACUUCGGAGUCUGUAGAUAAAAUCGUUUGAUGUGGUCAUGUAAAUUAACUGAAGCACUACUUGCAUACGGUCCUUUCGGUUUUUAUAAUUUUACAAAAUCAAAUUUCGAAUUUUUCUCAAAUUUUCACAAGGGCCACUGUUAGGAAUGAAAGUAUUAUUAGGAGGUUUAUUUUUCUUUUUUGAUAUAAUCAGUGCAAUGUAAAACCGUUUACAGCAUUUUGUGAUUUAUAUCCUUUACCAUAAUUUACAAAGAGGAUUGCAGUUUCAUUUUGUCAAGGUCGGGAACAAGAUUAGUAUAUAAUACUAUUGUUUUUCGUUUCGUUCGUAAAUGAUUAUGCUUGCCUAAAUGAACAUAAACUACAAAUACAAAAGAAAAUAAACAAACAAACAUAAAUAGCUUGUAAAAAGGAAAAAAAACUCAUUACAAAUCAGCACAUAACAAAAACGCAAGGAAGUAAAAUUCCUCUUUCCCGAAGAAAUCCCUCUGAAUGUUUAGUUUUAUAGUUAGAAGUGUAAGAAAACUGUCGAAAGAGUAGCGAUUCGUUAUUAGUCCUUCCUUAUAUUAUUGUCGAAACCUCCAUGUACAAUCGUACUGUUUGAUAAUGCGAGUUUCUUCAAUUUUCUUGGUUCACCAAUUCUUCCAAAAGGCUAUAGCUAAGGAACAGAGUAAAAACAGUGAUUUAGGGCUGUGUAUUAUACGUCCCGAAUCGCCGACUGGGCACUUUCUUUUGCGUAAUGUUCAUAACUAUUUCUCUUUUUUCUCAUUGACGUAGAUCUAACGACUAAUUCUUCAUAACCAGCCAGCUUUGGCCAUAAUUUUUUAAAUUUUGCUUUCGUAUUAUAUGAAGAAUUACGCAAUGCAAGGAGGGUGCUAUCCGCUUGGGCUUCCUCGAUUUCAAUAAUUCUUCAUAUCAUGCGAAAGCCUUGUUCUUCGUUUCUUCGUUUCUCUCCACAGAAUGUUCAACAGAACAACUCAACUACUUCAAGAUGUGUUACCUCGUCUCUGAUGUUGUGACCAAGGGACUGAGAAUGUUGUUUAAAAGGGAGUGGGAUUUUCGCUAUGAGAAAACGCUUGGAGAAUGGACGGAUAAACCUAAAAAUGGAAGAGACUUCUACUCGAUGGAACUUCCAAGGAGCCGUAAAACGCGUGCCCAUGUGCUAGCUACAAUGACAAACGGCAAUACUGAAGAAUGGGACAUCACCAUGCUCUGUUAUGCCAUUAUGUAUUCCGACAGUAUUGGCUCUUCGUUAAGUCCAGCUGUUAGGUCACAAGUGGAUGUUUUGAGAAACGUUCGCAAUGAGACAAUGAACAGCUCACGGGCUAGCCUGUCAGUGGCAGACCUUCAAGACAUCGUUCAAAAAGUUCACUUCGCUUUUAGAUGUCUUGGUCUUUCGACACAACUAGUCCAAGACCUUGAGAAGCAAACGUUCCAAUUUGAGCCGACAGAGGGAAGUUACGAUGAAAAACAGCAAUUGGAAAAACAGGUGGAAGAUCUUGAAUUCGAGGAGCAAAAAGAUGUUUCCUCAUUUUGCCGGCUGCCAUUAAAACCUCCACUGGACAUUAUAGGUCGAGAAAGUGAUAAAGAGAAAAUUGUUCAAGAACUUCAGAAGCUGAAGAAGAACAAUGAAGUCGGCCUAAGUUGUCUAAUCAUAUCAGGAAGGCCUGGAAGUGGGAAGUCGCAGCUUGCAAGACAGGUAGCUGAGAGUUUUUACUACGAUGCUACAAAAAUCACCGACGUCCACGCAUUUGUUAUGACGCUGAAUGCUGAAAGUUCUGACAGCCUUUUGGAAUCAUUCACCUCAUUUGCCAAACAGAUGAAAUGCUCAGAAAUUGAAGUUAACAAGGUCCUUGUAUCCGAGGACGAAACGUCCGAUGAGAAAAUAAUCAGGCUAAAGAAUCUGAUCCAGGAAAGAAUCCAUCUUUACGCGACAUGGCUCUUGGUCAUCGAUAAUGUAACCGGUGUCCGUAACAUUCUCAUGUCAUUGCCAGGGGCUGGAAAUGCAUUGUGGAAAACGGGACAAAUGCUAAUCACAACCCGUGACACCGUCGCUGAACUGCCCGAGGAUACUUUCACGUCUCACAUCUCAAUAAAUCAAGGAAUGGAGCCCAAUGAUGCUGUAUCUUUAAUGGCCUCGGUCUCCGGUACUGGUGACAAAGAAAUGAUUGCAAAAGUGGCAAAGGAACUGGAUUUUCAGCCCCUUGCUUUGGUGAAUGCUGCGACGUGCGUCAAACACGAUUGUCAGAGCAAUGAAGACCCCAAUCUUGCCUGGACAGAGAUCCUCAAUGCACUGAAAGCAGACAAGGAACAAUCCGUUUUUGCUGAUGUUUCUACACCCGAGUCGAGUAUCGUCAAAUCCACAGAUGUAGUAAUACGUCUAGCGGUUGAAGAACACAUCAAAAACGAUGUCAUAAAGCUUGUCUUCACCUUCCUGUCCUUGUUCAAACGAAAAGUGUUUGAUUUACAUGCGUUGAUCACUUACGUUCAGAAUGUACUAGAAGAACGCCAGGAUAAAGAAGAGAUUAGGAAGAAGAGUGAGUCCCAAAUUAAAGCCUGCCCACUACUGUUGCUUGAAGAAGAGGCAAAUAACGUUAAGAUUGGUGUUCACCAAGUUGUGUUUAAUAGUAUUAAGUCCACACUCAAAAAGCGUUCGAUUCCUGAUAGUCAGAUUCGUGCUGCUGUUAAGUUAUCUUACCAAAUGGAAAUUGAUCCUUUUGAGGAGAGUUCAGACACGUUAGAACUCGUUGACGAUGAACGCUUCAUUCCAUUUUUUUAA
Porites lobata is the source of this 3244-nucleotide messenger RNA. Lineage: Eukaryota; Metazoa; Cnidaria; Anthozoa; Scleractinia; Poritidae. The record is from the annotation of a GenBank genome assembly.